GUUCCCACUGACUCACCACCAACACUAUUCCAUCAACAUGAAGCCAUUGUCACACCAUAGCAGCAGUGACACAGACAACCAUUAACAACAGAACAUUGGGACCAAGUCACAGUUUAUACAACAAAGGAUUUUAUGCUGUAAAAAAUGAUCUGACAGCUUUAACAGCUCUCUCGCACAUCAAGCAACUGUACAUGGAAAUAUGUUUGUAGAAUACUUAUCUGUAUUAUUACUUCAAUUCUGUUUAUGCAUGGACAUCACCUACCAUGUCAAUGAAGAAGACAGUCCUCACACCUACAUAGGAGACAUUGCUGCUGAUUCUAACUUAUCAAACUCUCUCACACAUCAACAACACACUCUCAUUACAUUUACACAACUACAAAGGACAGUCGAGAGUGGUUCUCACUUAUUUAAUGUCACCAACUCAGGAAAACUAUACACUACUCAAACACUGGAUGCUGAGUCUCUGUGUACAUACAACAAGGAAUGUUCCAGAAUAGUUAAAGUAGCAGUAAGGAAAGGAAAGACAUUUAUGAAGAUAUUAAAAGUGAAAGUAACAAUAGAAGACAUCAAUGAUAAUCAACCAACAUUUCCCACCAAAGAGAUUUCAUUAGAAUUUGAUGAAGGUGAUGGGAAGGGAAUGAAAAAGUCCAUCCCUAACGCAAUUGACAAAGAUGUUGGAUUUCAUAACCACAUGAUAAAAUACUUUUUGGCAAAUUCUGAAAACGAACCAUUUUCAUUAAUAGUAACCAGAAGAGCUGAUGGAAUCUCAAUGUUAGAAAUUGUUUUAGAAGAGAGGUUGGAUAGAGAAAUGAAGGAUAUCUAUAACAUAAAUGUUGUGGCUAAAGAUGAGGGAUCUCCAACUAAACAGAGUGUUUUAAAAGUUCGAGUAAUAAUUAAAGAUGAGAAUGACAAUCGACCUGUAUUUUCUAGAAAUAUUUAUAAUGUAUCCAUCAAAAACACACACAAUAAGAAUAUUCCAAUCCUCACACUAUCAUCAACGGAUUCCGAUACAGGAGAAAAUAAGAAAGUCUCUUACUACUUCAGUCCAAUGACUUCAGACACUGUUAAAAGACAGUUUCAAGUCGAUCACUCUACUGGCAAAAUUUUCUCAACAGAGAGUUCUAGUCUAGAUACUAAAUUGACAUACCAACUCUACAUAGAAGCUAGGGAUGGAGGCAGUCCUCCUCUCAGUUCCAUAGCAACAGUCCUCGUGAAUGUCAUCAACCAACACAAUAAUCCUCCAUCUAUUGACAUUGAUUAUGUUUCUGCAAUCAGUGACAACACAGCUACCAUCUCGGAAGAUACCAAAGUCGGUAGUUUCAUUGCUUAUGUGAUGGUCACUGACAAUGAUGUUGGGUAUAAUGGACAAGUCAGCUGUAGCCUCCAUCAUGAUAUAUUACAGCUGGUGUCCAUGGGGUCAAAAGAAUUUAAAAUAGUUAUGAAAAGUUCUGUUGACAGAGAGACACAAGAUUAUUAUAAUGUCUUGAUUACCUGUCAAGAUGAAGGUUUCCCAUCUCUUAAAACAGAACAAAUGUUUUCACUCCAGGUCACUGAUGCCAAUGAUGUACAGCCACAAUUUAAUAAAGACAUGUUUAAAUUUUUAACUUAUGAAAAUGAAAAACCACAUUUUCCUAUUGGCUUUAUCAAUGCCACUGAUCCUGAUCUGGGACUGGCUGGGAAGCUAACCUAUUCCCUAUUGCACAAGAAAAGGCAUCCAAUUCCCUUUCAAAUUUCUAACUAUGGCUUUAUUUCAACAAACCAGUCUUUAGACAGAGAACACAGAGAUUUCUAUGAGUUUGAGGUUUUUGUGAAAGACAAUGGAAGCCCAUCUCUGAAUAACACAGUGAAUGUUGAAGUGGAAGUAUUGGAUAGAAAUGAUAAUGCUCCAUAUUUUACAUUUCCUAGUGUUGACCCUUUCACUCUUGAUGUCCACUAUCAUCCGCAAAGUAAGAACGACAUCACAGUUUUGAGAGCUUCAGACAGAGACAAUGGAAAUAACGCUUUUCUCAAGUAUGAAAUCGUUUCAGGUAACGAGAGACAGUUAUUUAAACUGGACUUGUUCACUGGUGUGUUAUCUUACUCUCGCACAGUUUACCAAAAUGAUGCCGGAUCAUAUGAGCUUGAGUUUGUUGUGAAAGACAGUGGUACUCCAGUUCUGUCAGCAACAACUAGUGUGUCUUUGACACUGACUGUUAGUAACAAGACGUCACCAAUGUUCACAGCUGUGCACUUACAGUCUGGUAACAACCUCAAUUUAACUUGGGUAAUUAUCAUAGUAGUAGCAGCUGUAAUAAUAUCUGUGGCUAUUGUGGUUUCUGUGACACUGUGCUUUAUUAGAGGCACCAAUACAAGAAAUAAUUCUGCAAGGGUUCGUGAAAAUUCUCAAUACCAUUCAAGAGCAGAAAUGAAACAGUUAAUAUACCAAACAAAUAAUCCCAUAGUUGUGACAAAAAACCCAGAAGAGAUGCUCAGCAAUAACAGUCCGUCAAUUAUAUCAUCAAACCAGUUUUACCCUGAGGAGAACUCAAGUAAAGACUGGAAAACAGCUACUCUAGUCCGGACACUUCCAAAAUCCAUAACGAAGUACAGUCAGCCAAUAGUGGUGACAUCUAGCGAUGACCCUGUUAUGAUUCCUAACUAUCUCAGUGAUUCAUUGGCAACUCUAAGAGACAGUUGCCUUACUUUGGACGAGCAGUAUAAUGGACUUUAUGAAGAAAUACCUGCAAUGUCAGGUUUUGUUAUUUUUCAGGAAUCUACAAUUUCAACCCAAGUAUGUCCCCAAAUUUUAUGAAGAAAUAUCAACAGCACUGCUGAGGUAUCUCUUUAGAAGUUACUUCUCCUGAAGGUAUAAGUCUCCUUGAUGCAGAUAUCUAAUUAACAAACAUUGAACAACAAUGGGAUUCCUUUCAGCAAUAAACUGGAAAUUAGUUUUAUCUUAGAUUCUCUGCAUUGAUGCAUAAAAGAACUUUUACUUUGAACAAUUAUAUAUCAAGUGUCCACAUCUCCAGUUCUAUUUCUUCCACUGUUUGUUGGCAAAGUGGAUGAUUGUGGAGGGAAGGCCAUAUCUGCAUUUCAUUUAGACGGUAAUAAAAAUUCCAAGAUUACUUGAAAAAUAAAGUUACUAUGAUAGAAUUAUAUUGCUAACAUCGUUUAUUAAACAUGUACACUGUACUAUGAACAACAAGAAUUAUUAUCGUUUCGUUUACCACAACUUUGAAAUGAACAGCCAAAAGAUUUUUUAAAAUUCUGAGGAAAUGAAAAUGUAAAAACUAAAAAAUUCCUUUGUAAAUACAGUGAGUGUACUCUCUAAUUGUCCAACACAUUCCAAGUCAUUCUGUCUGGGUUAAGAUACUUGCUGAAUUUUGGUUCGUAUUACUUCUUUGUUGCUUAAUCAAUCUUUGCAUAGAAUGAGAAAACAUCAUGGAAGGAAAAAAGAAAGACAAACAGAGAAAAAAAAAAGAGAAAGAAACUAAACUCACGUGAAACUACAAUUGUCAAAAAUCAAAGCCAAUUCUACACAUAUUCUGAUAUUCAUGAUAUAUAAUCCAUUUACUAUGUAAUCUAAUUUGACAUUUAUUCUAUUUGAUAUAUAAUCCCUUUGAUAUCAAUAAUCUAAUUUCAUAUGUAAUCCUUUGUAAUCAAUUGAAAAUUGAAACAUAUAUUGUCUGUAAGUUGUCAAAAAUAGUUGCAUCAGAUGUUCUUUCUAAAGCUAGCUUUGGUUAAUGUAUAUUUUUGUUGAUGGAAACUUUCUGCAAUUCACUUCUGUUGUCAUCAAAAGGAUUUAUCUAUGGAAAUAUUGUAUAUCUAAAUGGAACAGCAACAAAUAUAAUAUAAAAAGAGAAAGACAGAGCAAAAAGCAUUUCCAUCAGACAAAAGGUCUGUGCAAAACAAUGCAUGUUUGAGAUUCUUAUCACUUGUCAUGUGUGAUAUUAUUGAAUGAUAGUAUGUGAUAAUACAUUGUAAUACUGAGUUUACUGACAAGAAGAUCAUUAAACUAACACAACAUUUACUAACUUAUGAACUGCAUACAACUGUAUCUCAGUUAAAAAA
Octopus sinensis (East Asian common octopus) is the source of this 4050-nucleotide messenger RNA. Its product is annotated as protocadherin-19-like. Gene Ontology annotation, biological process: homophilic cell-cell adhesion. Bases 200 to 2791 code for a protein of 863 amino acids. The transcript is spliced from 5 exons. Lineage: Eukaryota; Metazoa; Mollusca; Cephalopoda; Octopoda; Octopodidae. Gene Ontology annotation, molecular function: calcium ion binding. Gene Ontology annotation, cellular component: plasma membrane. The record is from RefSeq and is a predicted model, not a curated record.